GGAUGUUGCUAGGUAGUAUGUAUAAUAGUUAAGAAGACAAUGAAAGGCUGCUGGUUGCUAUUGAUUGUUGUUCGGUUAGUCUUUGGAGCCACCGCAAACGUCACCCUUGAGCACGCGCCAAGAUACCUACCCACCAGCAGUGCCGCUACUAUAAGGCUCCUCCCAUUUGCUCACACAUUUUGGUAACCACAACAACAUUUUGCCAACUCCCUUUUUUCUCCCUCGAAGCAAAUGCUCUUGCCCCUAUCGAUGAUUGGGACGAACCUCCUCCUGAUCACCAUCUUCGGCACCCUGCCACAGCUUCCAGCUCCUCUCCAAGCCAUUGUCGCCCUCUGGGGAGCAACGCGACGACUUCAGCAUGUCCGGAUGGACAUAGUUUCGCUGCCUGCUCGUUGCUUCCAGUCAGAUUUUGCUAAAAGGGAGACAUACCAGCCAACGUCUACUAAGUUGGCACCAGACGGCUAAGCAGACCACGGCUUCUGAGGCACCGCAACACGCGCUGCAAACAAGUAGCUGCGGCGCAUCCACCUGAAGGGAAUAGGAUGAAACAGCAGCGCAAUACCGUUAUCUCAGCUGAUUGCUUGAUUGGGGCAGAGGUUUACUCCAAGGACAACUGAAGCAGAGGUGGCGGCAACAAAGUCGUCGAAGGCGCUCAACGCAGCCUGACGCGCAACCCGCGAACUUUUUUGUAGAUCAUCCCCUAAGCAAAGCCAACACCAUCCUCCGGGACGCAAACGAUGCGCGAGAGGCCCGUCACCAACGAAGCACACCCAUCACACUACGCGAGUCUCCUUCAAAGCAUUGCAGUCAGCGAAGGCUUUGCUUGCUAUGACUUAUCGGAGGCAAUAGGGAUGGUGGUUGAAUCCUCUUCUAGAGCUUGUGAGUACGGAUUGUAAACCGCG
Aplosporella prunicola CBS 121167 is the source of this 902-nucleotide messenger RNA. RefSeq lists its product as uncharacterized. The coding region runs from base 250 to 465 and encodes 71 amino acids. The transcript has 2 exons. The record is from RefSeq and is a predicted model, not a curated record. Lineage: Eukaryota; Fungi; Ascomycota; Dothideomycetes; Botryosphaeriales; Aplosporellaceae.